Messenger RNA from Nematolebias whitei (Rio pearlfish), 3320 nucleotides. It is a transcript of the gene syn2a, whose product is annotated as synapsin IIa. Gene Ontology annotation, cellular component: synaptic vesicle membrane; synaptic vesicle. NCBI's taxonomy places the organism in Eukaryota, Metazoa, Chordata, Actinopteri, Cyprinodontiformes, Rivulidae. Gene Ontology annotation, molecular function: ATP binding. Gene Ontology annotation, biological process: neurotransmitter secretion. The transcript has 11 exons. The record is from RefSeq and is a predicted model, not a curated record. The coding region runs from base 111 to 1514 and encodes 467 amino acids.
UAGGAGUUUGCACGGAGACCCCCCCUGCCUCUAUCAGCCUCACGCUCAGACCUGUGAGCCCUCUGCAGGAUCAUUUUCCACACCCAGAGCUCACCGAUCCUUCUGCAGCCAUGAAUUAUCUGCGCCGUCGUCUCUCGGACAGCACUUUCAUCUCCAACCUGCCCAAUGGCUACAUGACAGACCUUCAGAGGCCCGAUCCGGCUCAGCCUCCUCCACCUGCUUCCUCCACCGCCGCCAAGUCCCCUACAGCUGGGCCCGCACCGCCAGCCGCUUCCCCUGCUGCUGAGAGAAAACCUCAGCCUUCACAGUCAGCCGGAUCGGGCUUCUUCAGCUCCAUCACCAACGUUGUGAAGCAGACAGCCGCCUCAGCGGGGCUCGUGGAGCAGACCCAAGUCACGACACCCAAGAAGUUUAAGAUUCUCCUUGUGAUCGACGAACCACAGCAGGAGUGGGCAAAAUUAUUCAGAGGAAAGAAAGUCCACGGGGAUUAUGAUAUCAAAGUGGAACAGGCUGAAUUCAAUGAGAUCAACGUCGUUGCUCACGCCAACGGAGUCUGCAGUGUGAACAUGCAAGUGCUCAGAAAUGGCACCAAGGUGGUCAGAUCCUUUAAGCCAGACUUUGUCCUCAUUCGCCAACACGCCUUCAGCAUGACCCAGAACGAAGAUUUUCGCAACCUGAUCAUCGGUCUGCAGUACGGCGGCGUCCCGAGCAUCAACUCCCUCGAGUCCAUCUAUAAUCUUUGUGACAAGCCGUGGGCCUUUGCUCAGCUUAUCAACACGUGCAGGAAACUGGGUGCUGACAAGUUCCCUCUCAUUGAACAGACCUUUUAUCCAAACUACAAGGAGAUGGUAAGCAUGCCAUCGUUCCCUGUUGUUGUGAAGAUUGGACAUGCCCACUCCGGAAUAGGCAAGGUGAAAGUGGACAAUCACAGUAAGUUCCAGGACAUAGCCAGUGUUGUGGCCCUUACCCAGACUUACACCACCACAGAGCCUCUUAUUGACUCUAAGUACGAUAUCAGAAUCCAGAAGAUCGGCACUGACUACAAAGCCUACAUGAGAACGUCUAUAUCUGGUAACUGGAAGACCAACACAGGCUCUGCUAUGCUUGAACAAGUGGCCAUGACUGAUCGGUACAAGCUGUGGGUCGACACCUGCUCUGAGAUUUUCGGCGGUCUGGACAUUUGUGCAGUUAAAGCUAUACAUGGGAAAGAUGGCAAAGAUUACAUCACAGAGGCGGUGGGUUCCUCCAUGCCGCUGGUUGGAGAGCACCAGGCUGAGGACAGGCAGCUGAUUACCGAGUUGGUUUUGGCCAAAUUGAACCAAUUAGCCGAAAGAGAUGCUAACGCUCCUCAGAGACCCACCACCAUACAACCAUCCCAGGGAACUGGUCAGAAGGGCGAGAUCAUCGGUGAACCCACCAAGAAUGGUGCCGGGCACCCCCCUCAAGGUUGUUUGCAGUACAUUCUCGACUGUAACGGCGUUGCUGUGAGUCCAAAACCAGUCCAGGCCAACUGAAACCGACCCACGAGAGGAGUACUAUCAGAGUCUAGGUGACGAAGUGUACCUUAGCUGAACACGAGUGCAGACGGGUGUGGAUGCUGUCAGAUGUAGAAUCAGAUCUUUUAAGGGGGGGAGGGCGCCGGCCUGGACUGUUUUUGUUUUGAACUCUAUGCAGUGUCCGAUCGUUCCGUCACCUGUUCACCUGUUGAUUUGUGUGCUCACCCGUGUUCUAGUAGCUGUGGUUUUUCUUUGGAGCUGUUGUUGAUGCUGUUAAAUGAAGAUUGUGCCUCCACUGAGUUCAGUGCUGCUCUGUGCUGCCCGUUUGACCCGGCUGUGAGCUUUUCAUUUGCUCUGUGGUUUUGUUUAUUUUUAUUCUUACUCUUAUUUUGGUGUGUACCUCUAGAUAUUCCUCAAACUUUGAACAUACCGUAUAUCGUAAUACGUAUAACGAUAAGUGGGUGUGUAUGGCUGUAGUGGUGGUUAUUUUCAUACUAAUACUGAUAGAUAUUUAUUUUUGUUUUUGCAUGAUUGAUACAAAGCCAGGCGCAGGUUAUAAACGUCUGACCGUGUGGUACGUAUAUCCAACAUGGCCGUUACAUCGCUGUGUUUUUUCUAAGCUGUGUUUCCUGUGAGUCAUGCAUUGUAAAUGUGCAAUAAGAUAAGACUUUUACACACCCGAUAGGUACAUGCAGUAUUUUUUAUUUUCUAUAACUUCCAUCUCCCAAUCUAUAUAAAUAAAUAAAUACCACUAGAAGAGUUUAUUUAAUCAUAGAUGCCCACAAAGAAGUACAAUUAAAAGUUUAUUGAAGAUUUUAUCGUGUAUAGUGACGUGCAACCAAAGAACAUAGUUAAGUACUUUUAGUCUUUGCACUCCAGUAACCCACGAUGUAAAUACCAGUGAGGGGACUGGUAAUCCUGCACUAUUUCUUCAAAAGAGCGGUCCAAGACGUGCACAACCUGUUUCAAACUGCCGAAUAAAGAGCAAACACCGGUGAAGCGAUGCUGUAUUUUACCUCUUGUUGUCCGUUUUGGGUCCAGGUAUGUAGAAACUGAUUUUAUUUUUUCUUAAACUAAAACAUGCGUGAUGUAGAUCUGCACCACAGUGCGAGAUAUAGUGUCCCCUCCACACACAUCGCCCCCCGAGGUUUUCUCACGCUAAAUAAUAGCUUUUAUCUUGUGUUCCCAUGACAACGAUGCAUGAGCUCCCGAGGUUUCAGUGUGGACUGCUGUACUGUGCUCAUGUUACUGCCAUUCCUGUGAGUCGAUGGAAGGUGCAAUAUAAAUCUGUUGUUUCUUUUCUCUCUCGGUAAUAUACUAAGAAUAAAAUCAGAUCUUCCGAUAAUUCAUUAAAAUAGCUAUACUUGCCCCACACCUUCUUAAAGAAUGUUUGUUUUACCACUUUUAAUGUCUCAGUCACAUGUUUUUUGUCCAGUGGCUUUUGUAGAAGCCCUUUUCUUUGAUCGAAUAACCUAAAUGAUGAAACAGCUAAAAAGCAACAGACUUACCUGUGGAAUGAAAAGAACGAUAUCAGUGCUGUCCUUCAAGAGUUUGCUUCUAUAAAAAGUCAUCCUGCGAGCUCUGUGUGCGGUUCUUUCCUAAUUUGUAUCAAGUGCCAUUGUAUCUGUGAUUGUAUCCUCGUGAAAAGCCAUGCCUGAGGCUUCAUGGAAGUGUUGUUCUGUUUUAUAGGAGAUAUGCCAUGACACUGAUGUGCAGAGGUACCCCAGUUAGAGAGAGGGAGUUGAACAUUUGCUCAGUUUUACCUGGGCCGGGCCGACCUGGCAGACUACAGAACUGUGGUACCUUUAAAACCAACGGCGAACA